This is a messenger RNA of Medioppia subpectinata, 1583 nucleotides long. NCBI's taxonomy places the organism in Eukaryota, Metazoa, Arthropoda, Arachnida, Sarcoptiformes, Oppiidae. The record is from the annotation of a GenBank genome assembly.
AAAUAUUUAUAAUGGUUACAUGUUAUUUAAUUUAAUUUGUUUUACAAAUACCUUAAUCAAUGGAUUUGGAAGAGAUCAACAAAACUCUACAUAAUGUACUUAAAGACAAUGAAGAGCUAAAGCAAACGGUGGGCCAAAAUGGACAGCAUUUGGCUGAACUCCGGGCAGUGAAUGCCGAACAGCACCGCCGUAUUGAACACUUGGAGGCGCUCAUUGAAAUCCAUUUAAUACAAUAUAAUGAUGAUUAUGAUAACAUUGAAGUCAUAGAUCUCACCACCCAGUAUAUGAGCGGCCAGACUCUGGUCAACAUCAAGGUCGAACAGAUCAAAUACAAUAAAAUACCCUCGGUCACCGUAUGCUACCCACGACUACUAUCUAUGAAACGGUUGGCUAAAACAUAUGCUCACACGUAUGGUCAACAGUACAAAAGUUAUCUAAACAAAAUGAGGAUUAUCGCUCGAGGGUUCAUCAAAGAGAAUCAUCGGCUGCGUGAUUUGUUUGACCUGAGCAUACCUUAUCAUUAUGGUGAAAAGAAAUCAAGCGUAUUCAAUAAAGAGAAAGUGACAGAGUUUGCUAUUGAUAUACGCGUGAAAGGGAUCAGGCUGUUUCAUAAAAAUAUGACACUUAAUGUGAUCGAAAUAACAGACACGGACCCCAUUGAGUCGAUUGUGUUGCCCGACGGCCGGCAAGGGUUCAAGUGUUUCACAUUUUUUAGUCAAAUGAAACCUAAAUGGAGGGAAUACCAGAUCGAGUUACGCGUGAUGCACAUAAACAUCUAUCAGCACGAGUCCUGGUUUCCACCUAGCUUGUACGAUGGGUCGGCGCAUAUAUACCUGUCCAUACACUCGCCAAACAUAAUACCACAACAAAUGAAUUCAAACAAUUUUAUGCGCUUAAAACCGGGCAAAUGGUACGAAAUGACGUACAACCGGUGGAAAACCAUACUAUUGCCGCCCGGGUAUGACACCAAAUGUCAUGAGUACGACAUCACUAGCACACAACCCGGCGACUAUCAGCUCCGGGCCGACUGCGUUAAUCAGUGCCUCUACAACCGUCUGGUCAACACUUGCGACAACGAUAAACAAUCACCUCUUCAAACCCUACACCAACACAACGCCACGAGACUAUGCCUGUACCGGUCGGAUAGUCUGUGGCGUAGGGACCUCGUGGCACCGGGUGCUCCCUUGGCCAAUGAUCGUAUUUGCGGCGAGUUUGACCCUGGUAUAGUUAAGGCCGCCCUUACCAAUAAUAUCUACGAGCGCUUGGUAGACCGGAUGGUGUGCUACCGGAGGCACUCGUCCCGUUUGAACAAUGAGUGCGAACUCAAGUGCCCUCAAGAGUGCACUAAUAGGUACUAUAACUAUAACGUUAAGGCCAGCGAUACGAUUGAAAGUGACUCGCCCUGGACUAAGCAAACCCACAUUCGUUUGGCACACAAUCAGAUGCCACAUCAAAUUACCGAGCACAUACCCGAGAUCAGUUUUGUCCAGUUUAUUGGCACGUUUGGUGGGUUACUGGGCAUGUGGGUUGGCUUGUCAGCGCUUGCCGUGUUGGAUUUUGCCUUUGAUUAUAUAAAGUUAUAA